AUGAAAAAACAGAAAUUAUGCUACAAGAAAAAUACCUACAUAAACAAGAACAUAAAGUUUAGGACACUGAAGCAGCUAAUCCCAGAGCUUAUCGAAAAGGACCACAGGUACAUCCAGAUUUCCAAUAGAGUAUCUGUAAGACCCGGAAUGAAGUUAUGCGAUCUCACAGGUCUUCCAGCACCAUACACGUGCCCAAAUACAAGGCUGUUCUACUAUGACUCUUCUGUCUACAAGAGAAUCUGUGAAUUGCCCAGCGAUCGUAUCCAGAAGCUGUUUCAACUAAGAGAGUUUGGAAAGACUUUGGUUUCACUUAGAAGGUGA
Messenger RNA from Encephalitozoon intestinalis ATCC 50506, 321 nucleotides. RefSeq lists its product as uncharacterized. Gene Ontology annotation, cellular component: Ino80 complex. The transcript has a single exon. Bases 1 to 321 code for a protein of 106 amino acids. Lineage: Eukaryota; Fungi; Microsporidia; Unikaryonidae. The record is from RefSeq and is a predicted model, not a curated record. Gene Ontology annotation, biological process: chromatin remodeling.